Molecule: messenger RNA, 1779 nt
Organism: Telopea speciosissima
Lineage: Eukaryota; Viridiplantae; Streptophyta; Magnoliopsida; Proteales; Proteaceae
Exons: 1
Coding region: 1-1779 (592 amino acids)
Biological process (GO): transmembrane transport
Cellular component (GO): membrane
Molecular function (GO): transmembrane transporter activity
Source: RefSeq, a predicted model, not a curated record
AUGAAGAACUUGGCGGUGCAAAUGCUCUUGGGACGACGGUUCAUGGUUUUUGCUUCCUUUAUUAUCAUGUCAAUGGCUGGUGCAAGUUACAUGUUUGGCAUUUAUUCAAAUAGUAUCAAAUCAUCACUUGGGUAUGAUCAAACAUCACUCAAUCUCUUAAGUUUCUUUAAGGAAUUGGGUGCCAAUGUAGGUAUUCUUUCUGGGGUUAUCUAUGACCUCUCACCUCCAUGGCUAGUACUCCUCAUAGGCGCAGUAAUGAAUUUUGGGGGUUAUUUUGCAAUUUGGCUUGCUGUUACCCACCGUAUAUCCCAACCCCAAUUAUGGCAUAUGUGUUUCUAUAUAUUUCUUGGUGGCAAUUCAGAGUCACUAUUCAAUACAGCAGCACUAGUCACUGCAGUUAAGAAUUUCCCAGAAAGCAGAGGAAUCAUGGUAGGCCUUCUCAAAGGAUUUGUGGGUCUCAGUGGUGCAAUCUUGACACAACUUUAUCUUGCAGUCUAUGGUGAUGAUUCAGGUUCAGAUUCCCUCAUUCUUCUCAUAGCUUGGCUUCCUGCUGCUAUAUGUGUGUUAUUAGCUCCAACUUGUAGGAUUAUAAAGGUUGUUCAACAAGAGAAGAAAGAGCUGAAGCUUUUCUUUAAUUUUCUUUACACAUCUCUUGUUCUUGCUGGAUUUCUCAUGGUUAUAAUAAUUGUGGAGAGAUGUGUCAAAUUCUCUAAGACUGCAUAUGGUGGGAGUGCAGGUGUUGUUCUUAUCUUGCUUUGUCUUCCAUUAGCAAUUGUUUUAAAGGAAGAGAUUAAUCUCUGGAAAAACAACAGAUCAAACUCCUUGAACAAUUCUGAUUCUUCCCAGUUCAGAUCAGUAAUUGAGGAGCCUAUAGAUAGAACUGAAACUGCUGUUGAAUCAAUUCCACCUACAGAGCAAGUGCCACCAUUGAGUACUACUCCAAUUUCUCGCUUGACCCGGAUGUUAAAAGCUCCACAAAGAGGUGAAGAUUACACUGUUUUACAGGCGCUAUUGAGCUUGGACAUGUUUAUUCUCUUUGUGGCAACAAUUUUCGGCAUUGGCGGGGCAUUAACCGCGAUUGAUAACAUGGGACAAAUAGGAAUUUCUCUUGGGUACCAAUCUAGCAACAUAAGCACAUUAGUAUCACUUGUAAGCAUAUGGAACUAUCUGGGACGAGUUGCAGCAGGGUUUGUAUCUGAGAUCUUUGUGAGGAAAUAUAAACUGCCAAGGCCAUUAAUGCUCACUAUGAUCCUCUUCCUGUCAUGUGUUGGUCAUCUUCUUAUUGCUUUUGGUGUUCCAGGUUCUCUUUAUGUAUCCUCUAUGAUCAUUGGGUUCUGUUUUGGGGCAGAGUGGACAUUGAUAUUGGCCAUGAUAUCUGAGAUUUUUGGGCUCAAGUACUACUCUUCACUGCUGAACUUCGAAGCCAUUGCAAGCCCACUUGGUGUGUAUGUUCUCAAUUCUAUUGUUGCAGGACACCUUUAUGACAAAGAGGCAAAUAAACAAAUGGCUAAGUUGGGGUUCAAGAGGGCCAACAGGGAGGGCUUGGACUGCAGUGGACCACAAUGUUAUAAACUCUCAUUCAUUAUAAUUUCAGCUUUGACAUUGUUGGGAUCUUUGAUCUCUCUUAUUCUGGUGCUUAGAACAAGAAAAUUCUAUAGAAGUGACAUCUACAGGAAGUUUAGAGAAGAAGAGGUGGAAAUGGAUAUGGAGAUACAAGAAUCCAGAGAAAGAAAUGUUGAAAUGUCAUCUUCUCUAGAAACAAUGGUGGAGCUACAAUAA